AUGAUUGAUGUUUUACAAACUUCUAAAGAUUUUCAGACUGAUAGACACAUUUUGGGCUUAUGUAUUUCCCCAAAUAUGUUAAUUUUACAAAAAUUUGUUGAAGAAAUAGAUUUAACAGAGUAUUUAAUAGAUACUUUGAACAAAACACAAACCACACAUCGAUAUGUAUUCGGAAGUAUCAUGCAAAUUAUGUUAAAAGCGUUUGAUACAUGGCCAGAAGAUUUAAUUGGAAUUUUUUCAAAGUCAUUAACGAUAUUACCAACAAUAACGAACUCUCUACAGUAUCCUGCAGUGUUCCAUUUUGCUUCCAGGUUCGUUCCUCGUUUAAAUAAUGAUAUUACAUUUAUUUGGACAGUUUAUGCCUCAUUAAUGGACGAACAUGGUACAGGCAAUAUCUAUCCGCACGAUAUCAACCAAGAAACUGCCAAGAAAAUGACAUUUCCAAGGUUAAAUCCAAUCCAACGUCAAAAAGCCCUCGAAGUGCUAUGUAUUUACUUCAACGAGUUCGGAAAUCGAUCAGAGUUAUUCUAUCUUGUGUCAAAAGCCCUUCCUCUCAUACUACAAGACGCAUCUGACGAUCUAGAAAGAGCUAUCGUACUAAGACUUGGUUUAAACAUUGAACCCAAUGAGGCAUUAGGAUAUUCAGUACUUUCUGUGAUAAAUUGUUUCAAAUCUUCUGAUAUUUUAGUUCAAUAUUCUCUUUUAUACGUUGCAGCGUGGAAUGUAAUGAUCGGAAACAAGUAUAUAGAGUUUUUCGUGUACAGAUUGCUCAAAAGACCUGCAAAUAACUUUGUUUUGAUCGCAUGUGCCGCAAUGAUUCGGAGUGUUCUAGAAGUUGAUCGUUCUAAUACAGAAUUAUCGAGAAAUUUGAUUCAAAUUAUCGAUAACGCGUUUCUGAAUAAUCCUUAUACGAAAUCUAACAUGAUGCAAGCUUUUAGAACAGAAUUAGCUGUUGCGGCGAGUGGUGCUGAGUUAGAUCCUGAAUCUCCUUAUUGCGCGAAGUUGUUACAGCAUCCGAAAAAGAUAGAAUCAGAAAUUAAUCAAAAUUUGAUAGCAGAAUUCCAAAUUACUGACCAGAAGAUAUUACAGAAUAAUGAUUUGUUUGUUCCUGAGUUCAAUGUCCGCAAUUUAUGGAAGAAUCAAGAAACAAGUUCGAAAAUGACUUCUUUAUUCAAGACAAUUACAAGAUUACCGCAUCUUCCAUCUGUAUCUCCAAUAGGAAGACCAUUACCAUCCCCUGCAGUGCAAUCUCCUUUGAAAACAAGCGGCGCUUUCACGAAAAAGUCAAAUUCACAGCCAAUUUACAUUCCAAAGAGAGUUUCUCAUUCAGAUGAUGAAGAGAAAAUAGAUGAUGAAGACGAAACAGCCGAAUUCCAUACUUUAGACCCUCCUCCGAGGAAACCAUUAGUUAUUACAGGAAAUCUCAAACCUCCUACAGCAUUUGUCAUUGAGAAUGACGAAGAAUUCGAAGAGGAAGAGGAGAUAAUCUUCGAAUUGCCUGAAGUAGAGGUAAAUGAGUCACUUUCGACUUUAUCAAAAUUAUCAAAUGAAUAUCCAAACGCCGAUGAACCAAUUCCUACCGAAGAACUUGCUAAAGGUCAAAAGCCAAUACCAAAGAUCAACCCCGAAUCACCAAGAACAGGAAAACCCCUGUUUCUCAGAGAAAAUUUGUUUAAUGACGAUAAAAAACCUGAGAAACCACCACCAAUCAUCAUUCCAACAACUCCUCCUCGCAUUUCAAACGAUCCUCUCCUUCAAGAUUCUCCAAAUCAGAAAAAUACCAAAAAUACCAAAAUUAAUCUUGAAGAAAAUGAAGAAGAAAUGGAAUACGAGUACGAAUACGAGUAUGUUGAUGAAUCUCCUGAGAAGAUUUCUCCAGAAAAAAAGAAGAUUUUGAAAGAUCCGGAAUUAGUCGAAUUAGAACUCGACAAUUUUGAAGAAACACAAUCUCCCGCGAAGAAGAAGGUUCAUAAAUCUCCUUCCAAGCAAAAAGAGCUUCUUUUGCAAUUAGAUUUGAACAAUGUCGAUGAAAUGCCAGUUCCGAAACCAAAAGUUGUUAUGCACAGAAGAGUUUUGAUUAUAGAAGUCCCUGAAAGGAAACCUUCGAAACUUUUCAUCCAACAAAAUUUGGUUGUUGAAAGACCUGAAAUUAUUUCGAUUUCUCCGAAGAAAUUGGAGAUUUCGCAGACUCCGAGAGUUUUCUGCAAUUAUGAUGAUACUCAAGUGAUGGAAGAGGAACAUGUCGAAAUAGAUAACGAGCACUUUAUCGAAGAUAUAAUUACUUUUUAA
This is a messenger RNA of Trichomonas vaginalis G3, 2289 nucleotides long. RefSeq lists its product as uncharacterized. The record is from RefSeq and is a predicted model, not a curated record. The coding region runs from base 1 to 2289 and encodes 762 amino acids. NCBI's taxonomy places the organism in Eukaryota, Parabasalia, Trichomonadida, Trichomonadidae. The transcript has a single exon.